AUGUUCAUAUUACGGUACUCCAUCCUAGUACUCUAUGUCGGACUCAUUGGCCUAGUUGAGUGCGGCAAGGACUACUACAAGAUCUUGGGGAUACCCAGAAGCGCCAGUGAGAGUCAGAUCAAAGGAGCAUAUCGUAAAGCGGCUCUGAAGUGGCAUCCGGAUAAGAAUACUGAUAAUAAAGAAGAGGCCGAGAAGAAGUUUUACGAUAUUUCUGAGGCUUACGAAGCUCUCUCGGAUCCAGAAAAGCGGAAGAUCUAUGACCAGUUCG
This is a messenger RNA of Perkinsus marinus ATCC 50983, 268 nucleotides long. Its product is annotated as heat shock protein DnaJ, putative. The annotation marks the transcript as partial. Gene Ontology annotation, molecular function: protein folding chaperone; protein-folding chaperone binding. The transcript has 3 exons. Gene Ontology annotation, cellular component: cytoplasm; nucleus. The record is from RefSeq and is a predicted model, not a curated record. NCBI's taxonomy places the organism in Eukaryota, Perkinsozoa, Perkinsida, Perkinsidae.